Messenger RNA from Aspergillus mulundensis, 1068 nucleotides. RefSeq lists its product as uncharacterized. Lineage: Eukaryota; Fungi; Ascomycota; Eurotiomycetes; Eurotiales; Aspergillaceae. The transcript is spliced from 4 exons. The record is from RefSeq and is a predicted model, not a curated record. The coding region runs from base 1 to 1068 and encodes 355 amino acids.
AUGGUCAACGGCGUCCUCUGGAUGGAGGUCGUGAUCUUCGCGGUCUUCGUGGCGCUGCGCCUCUACACACGGCACCAGAUUCUCAAUGCCGUUGGGAUUGACGAUUACCUCUGCUGCGUUGCGCUGGUCUUCCACCUCCUCUACACGAUCUUCGUCACCAUAGCAAGCGCCUACGGCCUCGGCCGCCUCUCCGCCGACGUCGGCAACCAAAGCAUCUACUUCGAAGCCGUCAAGUACGAGAUCCUCAGCCAGUUCGCCGGGAUUAUGGUGAUAGGCGUGGGCAAGUGCGCGGUCGGCACGUUCUUACUCCGCAUCAUCCGGAAUAAGGUCCAGAUCGCGUUCAUCCACGUCUGCCUGGUGAUAACGGUGAUCAUCACGCUGUUCGCGAGUAUCACGGCGAUAGUGCAGUGCGACCCUGUGGAGCGCAGCUGGAACCAAACGGUCCCCGGAACGUGUUGGAUCGACUUUUCGAAUAUCGGGUAUACGGUGGGCUCGUGGUUCGUGGCGAUGGACUUUGCGUUUGCGGUGCUGCCGUGGUUUGUGGUGUGGGAUUUGAAUAUGAAGCAUAAGGAGAAGAUUACCGUUGCGUGUGGGUUGAGUUUGGGGAUUUUCGCUGGAAUCUGCGGGAUCAUUCGCACCGAGGCCCUCUCCGGCCUUAAUGCGCAGGAAUACAUCUACGACACAGUCCCCAUGCUCAUCUGGUCCGCAACCGAAAGCACCGCAACAAUAAUGUGCUCUUCGAUCCCCGUGCUGCGCCCGCUCUACACACGCCUGAAAUACGGCACGAGCAAAGGGAGCUCAAACGAGAACUCCUCGUACCAGCUGCCGAUGUACGCGCAGCGCCGGUUCGGACGAUCCGGGUAUUCCUCGAAAUCCGGCGGCAAGGUCGAUGAGUUUGGGAUUGCGAGCACGGAUCUGGGGACGGUGAACGAGUAUCAGGCGCAGAAGACGGUGAUAUCGCAUGGGGGUGGGAAUGGCAGCGAUGAGGAUAUUUUGAGGGGUGCGGCGGGCAUUGAGAGGACGGAUGAGGUGACCGUUACGUAUGAGGCGUUUGGGAGGAAGCGGUAG